Messenger RNA from Gadus macrocephalus (Pacific cod), 6473 nucleotides. RefSeq names its product ATPase plasma membrane Ca2+ transporting 3b (gene atp2b3b). NCBI's taxonomy places the organism in Eukaryota, Metazoa, Chordata, Actinopteri, Gadiformes, Gadidae. Gene Ontology annotation, molecular function: ATP binding; PDZ domain binding; P-type calcium transporter activity. Gene Ontology annotation, cellular component: intracellular membrane-bounded organelle; membrane. The record is from RefSeq and is a predicted model, not a curated record. Gene Ontology annotation, biological process: regulation of cytosolic calcium ion concentration; calcium ion transmembrane transport.
UCUCCCCCAGGUAUCUCGGGGGACCCAGCCGACCUGGAGCGACGGCACCAGGCCUAUGGCCAGAACUUCAUCCCCCCCAAGCAGCCCAAGACCUUCAUGGAGCUGGUGUGGGAGGCGCUGCAGGACGUCACGCUCAUCAUCCUGGAGAUCGCCGCCAUCAUCUCCCUGGGCCUGUCCUUCUACCAGCCGCCCGGGGACGAGACCGAGGCCUGUGGGAACGAGUCCAGCGGAGCGGAGGACGAGGGCGAGGCGGAGGCGGGCUGGAUCGAGGGCGCGGCCAUCCUGCUGUCGGUGGUGUGCGUUGUCCUGGUGACGGCCUUCAACGACUGGUCCAAGGAGAAGCAGUUCCGCGGGCUGCAGAGCCGCAUCGAACAGGAGCAGAGGUUCGCCGUGGUCCGCAAGGGCAACGUCAUCCAGAUCCCCGUGGCGGACCUCGUGGUGGGGGACAUGGCCCAGGUCAAGUACGGAGACCUCCUGCCAGCUGAUGGCAUCCUGGUGCAGAGUAACGACCUGAAGAUAGACGAGAGCUCGCUGACCGGAGAGUCCGACCACGUCACCAAGUCUGUGGACAAGGACCCCAUGCUGCUCUCAGGUACCCAUGUGAUGGAGGGCUCAGGGCGGAUGAUGCUGGUGACCGCUGUGGGAGUCAACUCCCAGACUGGGAUCAUCUUCACCUUACUGGGAGCUGGAGCUGGAGAGGAGGGGAAGGAGAAGAAAGGAAAACAACCUGAUGGCGCAGUAGAGAACAACCAGAACAAAGCCAAGAAACAGGACGGGGGCGUUGCCAUGGAGAUGCAGCCUCUGAAGAGUGCGGAGGGAGGGGAGGUGGAGGACCGGGAGAAGAAGAAGACCAACGUCCCGAAGAAGGAGAAGAGCGUCCUGCAGGGCAAACUCACUAAGCUGGCCGUCCAGAUCGGCAAAGCAGGCCUGGUGAUGUCUGCCAUCACCGUGAUCAUCCUGGUGCUCUACUUUUGCAUCGAGACGUUUGUUAUCGAAGGUCGCACCUGGAUGGCAGAAUGCACGCCGGUGUACGUCCAGUACUUCGUCAAAUUCUUCAUCAUCGGAGUGACGGUGCUGGUGGUGGCCGUCCCCGAGGGCCUUCCUCUGGCCGUGACCAUCUCCCUGGCCUACUCUGUCAAGAAAAUGAUGAAAGAUAACAAUCUUGUGCGCCACCUGGACGCGUGUGAGACCAUGGGCAACGCCACGGCCAUCUGCUCGGACAAGACGGGCACGCUGACCACCAACCGCAUGACGGUGGUGCAGACCUUCAUCGGUGACGUCCACCACCGGGCCGUCCCGGACCCAGGCCAGGUCCCCGCCAAGACCCUUGAGCUGAUGGUGAACGCCAUCGCCAUCAACAGCGCCUACACCUCCAAGAUCUUGCCCCCUGACGUGGAGGGUGGUCUAGCUAAGCAGGUGGGCAACAAGACAGAGUGUGGCCUCCUGGGCUUCAUCCUGGACCUGAAGAAGGACUACGCCCCAGUCAGGGAGCAGAUGCCAGAGGAGCGUCUCUACAAGGUCUACACGUUCAACUCCACCCGUAAGUCCAUGAGCACCGUGGUGCUGCUGCCCGACCGCUCCUACCGCCUCUACAGCAAGGGGGCGUCCGAGAUCCUCCUCAAGAAGUGUGCUUAUAUUCUGGGUCCUAAUGGAGAACCUCGUAUCUUCAGACCCCGGGACAGAGACGAGAUGGUCAAACAGGUCAUCGAGCCAAUGGCCUGCGAGGGCCUGAGGACCAUAUGCAUAGCGUACCGCGACCUGCCCGCGAGCCCUGAGCCCGACUGGGAGAACGAGGCGGAAAUCGUGACGGAGCUGACCGCCAUCACCGUGGUGGGGAUCGAGGACCCCGUCCGCCCCGAGGUACCUGACGCAAUCCGCCAGCGGGCCGGCAUCACGGUGCGCAUGGUGACCGGGGACAACAUCAACACGGCCAGGGCCAUCGCGGCCAAGUGUGGGAUCAUCCAUCCCGGGGACGACUUCAUCUGUCUGGAGGGCAAGGACUUCAACCGACGCAUCAGGAACGAGAAGGGCGAGAUUGAACAGGAGCGUAUUGAUAAGAUCUGGCCCAAGCUGCGGGUGCUGGCCCGCUCCUCUCCCACGGACAAACACACCCUGGUCAAAGGCAUCAUUGACAGCACCGUGCUGGAGCAGAGGCAGGUCGUCGCGGUAACAGGGGACGGAACCAAUGACGGCCCUGCUCUGAAGAAGGCUGACGUCGGCUUCGCCAUGGGAAUCGCCGGCACAGACGUGGCCAAAGAGGCCUCUGACAUCAUCCUGACGGACGACAACUUCAGCAGCAUCGUGAAGGCGGUGAUGUGGGGGAGGAACGUCUACGACAGCAUCUCCAAGUUCCUCCAGUUCCAGCUGACGGUCAACGUGGUGGCCGUGAUCGUGGCCUUCACCGGGGCCUGCAUCACUCAGGACUCUCCCCUCAAGGCGGUGCAGAUGUUGUGGGUGAACCUGAUCAUGGACACCUUCGCCUCGCUCGCCCUGGCCACCGAGCCGCCCACCGAGGCCCUGUUGCUACGGAAACCCUACGGCAGAAACAACCCGCUCAUCUCCCUGACCAUGAUGAAGAACAUCCUGGGGCACGGCAUCUACCAGCUAGUCAUCAUCUUCACCCUGCUCUUCGUCGGCGAGCAUAUCUUCAACAUCGACAACGGCCGCAACGCCCCGCUGCACUCUCCGCCCUCGGAGCACUACACCAUCGUCUUCAACGUCUUCGUCAUGAUGCAGCUCUUCAACGAGAUCAACGCACGCAAGAUCCACGGAGAGAGGAACGUCUUCGACGGCAUCUUCAAGAACCCCAUCUUCUGCUCCAUCGUGCUGGGCACCUUCCUCAUGCAGAUCGUGAUCGUGCAGUGGGGGGGUAAGCCCUUCAGCUGCGCCCCCCUCAACGUGGAGCAGUGGCUGUGGUGUCUGUUCGUGGGCGUGGGGGAGCUCCUCUGGGGGCAGCUGAUCGCCACGGUGCCCACGGCGCGGCUGCCGUGCCUGAAGGAGGCGGGCAUGGGUCUGGAGCCGGGCGAGGACGAGGGGGAGGAGAUGGCGGACGACGAGGAGGAGAUCGACUGCGCCGAGCGGGAGCUGCGGCGCGGACAGAUCCUCUGGUUCAGAGGCCUGAACCGCAUCCAGACCCAGAUGCGGGUGGUGAAGGCAUUCCGUAGUAACCUGUACGAGGGCCGGGAGAAGCCUGAAUCCCGGAACUCCAUCCACAACUUCAUGGCCCACCCGGAGUUCCUGAUCAACGACCUCAUCCACAACAUCCCUCUGAUCGACGACACCGACGUGGACGACGAGUCCGAGCUCAGCCGCUACCAGCACCUGCACCCGGCCCUCCGCAAGCCGCCUCCCCCUCCCGCCCAAGCCCCGCCCCCGGUCCGCACCCGCCCCACCCGCCCCUACCGGCAGUACAGCCUCCCGGUCACCCCCUGCAACAGGAACAACAAUAACAACCAGAGCAGCAUCCUCCGGGUCAAUGUGGGCAGCAGCAUAGACACAACAGUAACCCAUGGCAACCUGAGAGCCUAUCCCGGCAACUACCCCGCCCAUCAAGGCAACUACCCCGCCCAUCAAGGCAACUACCCCGCCCAUCAAGGCAACUACCCCGCCCAUCAGGGCAACUACCCCGCCCAUCACAGCAACUACCCCGCCCAUCAGGGCAACUACCCCGCCCAUCAGGGCAACUACCCCGCCCAUCACAGCAACUACCCCGCCCAUCAGGGCAACUACCCCGCCCAUCACAGCAACUACCCCGCCCAUCACAGCAACUACCCCGCCCAUCAGGGCAACUACCCCGCCCAUCAGGGCAACUACCCCGCCCAUCAAGGCAACUACCCCGCCCAUCACAGCAACUACCCCGCCCAUCAGGGCAGAGACAGGCCGGGCAAGCCCCUCUGCUCCUUCCCCCCUCCUCACCCGCUCUACUGCGUGGAAACCUCCUUGUAGCUGGAGGUGGGCGGUGAGGCGGGGGUCAGGUAGAGUGGGGCGGGGCGGGGCGGGGCGGGGCGGGGCGGGGCGGGGCGGGGCUGUCCCCUCAGGUCCCCAGGGAUGGCGGGAGGGAGUGGACGGUUGUUUUUGAAGACUUCUUCUCGCUGCUCCUGGAGAGCAUUGUGACUUUUCCCUCCUUCCCUCUAACCCCCCCCCCCCCCCCCCCCACCCACCCACACACACACACACACACACACACACACACCCACAACCAGAGAUACACACACACACAUCCACACACACACACACACACACACACACACACACACACACACACACACACACACACACACACACACACACACACUGUCACACACUCACACACCCAGACACACACACACACACCCACCCCCACUCACGGUGCCGUGGGGGGCUGACUCUCUCUUCAUAAGGUGGUGGUCACUUUUAUCAACAGUGGCGCCAUCUCCAUCCUCGGCUCACCUCUACUCCGAGACCACUCAACGCCCUGCGACUGGAGGGGCGCCACAUUCAGGCUAACCUUUAUGUUCUAGAGCUUUAACAAGAGAUAAUCGUAUUUAUUACCUGAUCUAUUUAUUUUAUUGGUGCUCAUUCACUUGCUUCUUUUACGGUGUGUGUCAUUUAUUUGUUGUUUAAUUCUGAUUCUGCCCAUACGCAGAAUUUGUGUUCAUCUCUUUUUUAUUUUCUAUAUUUUCCUCCUUUUUCUCGUUUUGUGUGUGUCUGUGGUUGUGUAUUGUCGUGUCCCUUCUGAAAACAAAAACUGUCAAGUAUAUGAAAUGCCGAGAAAUAAUAUUCCUUUCAACCUCAUGGUAAACAAGUGAUGAAUAGAUACAUCAAAUUUAAAAACGUCAACAAAAUAGGGAGGAAAAAAUAAUGACCCUGUGGGCAACAGAAGCUGCCUCCAGCUUCUGCAGUCAGCUUCUCCCCCCCCCAUCGGCCCCUCAACACCUGCGCUGGGGGCCUUUGAACCUGCCAUUAGAUGUUCUUCCCUGCCUCCCUGUGUCUCUCUGGCUGUCCACCGGGCCCGGGCCUUUUUCUGUCUCUGUCUUCGGCUCUCGGUGUCUUUCAGUCCCCUCUGAGUGGGUAUAUUUGUGUUGCUUUUGGUUUGCUUUAGGCCUUUGGGUUUUAAAGAUGGCUGCUUGUGGAGCAUUGACCCUUUAAGUAUCAUGAUCACACAACGCACAGGGCCCUUUAAGACAACACGGAUCACUUUAAUGUUUGCACCUUGCUCUCGCAUGCCUGCUCUGGGUUAGUGUCUAUGGUCUAACAUGGUGUCCUUUACCCAUGUGAAAAGUAUUGUGGAUGAAUGACAUCAUACGUCAUGUUUGGUAUGGGUGUCAUUCUGAUUCCCAAAUGGCCAGUGUAAAUGUUUGAAUGACGACUGACUUAAAGCCUUGAAAAGCAAGUCCCCAAGCAGGACCUCUGUCUGGUUCUGUAUGGUCACUGUCUGACUGUUUCAACCAUUUUCUAUGGCCAGUUGGCUCCAUUCUUCACAUUCAAAGCCCCCUGAAGGUCCCAUGCCAUAAAACUGUCAGCCUUCUCCAGCUAAAUACUGUGCAUGCUGUGCUGUCACAAUGAUGUCAUAAUGCUUUAUCAAACGAACAGCAUAAAUAAAAUACCAUAUAAAUGUCCAUGACACGUGGGGAGCCAAGCACACGACCACACUUAACGCAGAAGACCUCCAUCAGAGCAUACCAUCAACACCAGUGAUGAGAACAUUCAUUAAGCUUCACCUUCAGAGAGCUCCAUCCAACAGUCCAGACAACCUCAUCACACCCUAGUGUGAGGGUGUAUCCCUCCUCCAGUGUCCCAUGAUGCACUAGGUGUGGUUUAGGCUUCAUGUUGCCUCGAUGUGUGACUGCAAAGCAAUGCAACCCUCUUGAGCCUUGCAGCAUCUCCUCAGCCCCCCCCACCUCCCCCCCUGGAAUCUGUGAGGGGGCAUGGCCCCCACAGGAGAAAGGGUGUUAGUCUGUGUGUGUGUUUGUGUUUGUGCGUGUGUAUGUGUGUGUGUGUGUGUGUGUGUGGUUGGGGGGGCUAGGCAAUAUGCAACAGACUGCCCGUCCAGCAGGUAUACCCCAGGAGUUAGAUACCAUUGUGACCACAAAGACUCUUGUACCACACGGCCACACAACACGUUGCUGUCCGCUUGUUGCAUUGUUCUGGAUGCAUGCAGGCUCUCUGGCCCGCCCUGUAUAGAACUCUGUCUCUAGAAGCUCACCAUCACCGCCCUGCUGGACAAGCAGGGACAUUGUAUUGGUCUGUCUGUUUUGAAGCAUGCAUUUGGUAUCAUAAAUGUCACUCUUUAUGUGUUGGUAAAUCAUUUAGGCUAUUGUUACUACUGUGUGCUACAAUCCCAUCAUAUAUGCUUUUCCCUAAUAAAAACACACACACGCUCACACUCACACACACACACAAACACACACACACACACACACACACACACACACACACACACACACACACACACACACACACACACACACACACAUACACACACACACACAAAA